Messenger RNA from Strongylocentrotus purpuratus (purple sea urchin), 5192 nucleotides. It is a transcript of the gene ncapd2, whose product is annotated as condensin complex subunit 1. Gene Ontology annotation, molecular function: histone binding. The record is from RefSeq and is a predicted model, not a curated record. Lineage: Eukaryota; Metazoa; Echinodermata; Echinoidea; Camarodonta; Strongylocentrotidae. Gene Ontology annotation, cellular component: condensed chromosome, centromeric region; nucleus. The transcript is spliced from 32 exons. Bases 117 to 4553 code for a protein of 1478 amino acids. Gene Ontology annotation, biological process: mitotic chromosome condensation; mitotic cell cycle; meiotic chromosome condensation.
AUUUUCACAAUACAAUUUUCCGCGGACACUUUGAAGCCGUUGAUUGAGCAUCAAAAGGUGUCAGCUUUUGCCGAUUUUCUUCCUGUUGAAAAUAUUUAAGAUUUUAAAAGGUGAAGAUGAGCCUAAAGGACUUUGUCGUCCCUCUUCGUCUGAAAGACCUUCAGCAGGGUACAGGGAUCAACCAGUACAUCGUUGAAGAGGUUUACCCACUAAGACAGGUUGCAGACAAGAUUGUCGGUUGUAAGUCAUCCCUUCAUCAUGAUGGAUCCUUCAUGAUUCUGGAUCAUUUUGAUAGCUUCUACAGUCUACUCAGACAAUUCUCAAGUGUUGAUCAAGAUGCUAAAGAGGAGGCAUGGGAGAUCAUUUUGACAGCCUGUGCAAGGAAUGUGGAUGCGCUCACCAAGUUCAUUGAGAGUCCUGACAAUGACCCUAAGUUCAGACAUCUCCUUCUCAACGCAACCAAGAUGACCACCUACGUCCUAUGUCAGCUGACCGAAGCGUUUGAGACAGAGGCUUGUAAACCCUCGACAGAUACCGCUACCAUGAAAGGAAGGGGUCGAGGUAAGAAGACGGUAAAAGCAGGUGCGUGGGACUGGGACAGUGAGAAGGAGAAAUCGCUGCAAUGCCUCAUUCAAACUCUCCAACUUGAUAUCUGUCGACUAUGGGAUCCUCCAGUAGUAGAAGAGGAAUUUGUCAAUCUUGUGAGCGGUUGUUGCUAUAAGAUGUUGGAGAACCCGUCCAUCACCAGGAACCAUAGCACCAGAGAUGUAAUCACGCAGACCUUGGGACUUCUCUUCAAAAGAUACAACCAUGUUCUAGGUGGGACCUUGAAGAUGUUACAGCUGGUGCAGCACUUUGAGCACCUACCCGGACCCCUGGCCCAAACAGUACAGACCAUUGCUAUCCAGUACGGUGUUAAGAGUGUCGUCAAUGAAAUCAUGAGGGAAAUCGGUAGCAUAGACUCACACGAUCUGACCAGGGACAACAGUGGGACUCGUUCUUAUGCCAGCUUUCUGGUUGAGAUGGCUGAACGGGUUCCAGAUGCCAUGCUACCUUGCAUCAGUCUUAUUCUGUGUCAUCUAGAUGGAGAGUCCUACACCAUGCGGAACGGAGUGCUAGGAGUCAUAGGUGAGAUUGUUAUCAAAGUCCUGAGCAAGGAACAGCUGGAUAAGAAGGCUAAGACUGCCAGAGAUCAACUACUGGACAAACUUGAGGACCACAUCCAUGAUGUCAACGCUUUCAGCCGUAGUCGUGCCCUGCAGGUCUGGCUUCACCUGUGCCGUGAGCGCGCCAUUCCCCUGUCCCGACAGCACACCGUCAUGGAGCUCACCAUCGGCCGUCUCAGGGACAAGUCUAGCAUCGUGCGCAAGGGAGCCGUCCAGCUCAUUUCGGCCUUCCUCACCAGCAACCCUUUCGCAGCCAAGCUAUCUGCAGAGGCGUUACAGGUCAACUUGGAGAAAGAACAAGAGAAGCUGAAAGCAAUGAUGCCUGAUGAGCCAGAGACAGUUGCUAAUGAUGUGAGCCGUAAUCCUGUGGAUAACUGGACAGCGAUGGAGCCCGAGAUCAAGACUACCAUCCGAAAGAUCUUGGAGGAGGAGUCAGAGGAUGAGGAGAGUUUGAUCCAGAUACCGGAAGAUGCAUCUCCAUUGGAUACUAUUGAUGAGAUGAUUGAACUCCUUGACAAGUCCCAGCACACCAAGGCAAUCACGUUGCUCCAAUCUGCCCAGAGCUGCUGGCCUGAUCAUCAAGCGUUCAUCCCCCUCUCUUCAGAGGAACCCAGAUCUGAUGACGAGGAUGAAGAGCUUUCUUCUGAUGGGAAGGAUCUCCUACAGAUGCUCAAGGCUAUCUACCUUGGUACAACAUCGUCGACCCCUGUACCUGAUGGCUACAACCCCGCUGACCUGGUCAAGAUGGGUGAGGAUGGAGAACCAGAGGUCAAGAUGACCGAGGUUGAGGAUGAUAACCCAGUGGUCAACGAGCUCAGCAAACAACAGAUCCUUGUCCAGUACCUAUCUGAUUGUGUCAAGUUUGCCGGUAUGGUGAAGAUGUGUGUCCCGACCGUCUGUGAGCUUCUAUCGUCCAAGCAGACCACCGACAUCCUUGAAGCGGUCAGCUUCUUCGUCACUGCCCAUGAGUUUGGGGUGUCCAAUGCAGCGGACGGUGUCCUGCGCAUGAUGGGGCUCAUCUGGUCCAAGGAACAGUCUGUCAAGGACGCGGUGGUGACCGCUUACAAGAGACUCUACCUCAACCCCAAUGGAAAGACCGUCAGAGCAAGAAGUCUGGCUGUCGUGCGUAACCUGCUGCAGCUGACCUGCGGGGCAAGCCUCGGGGAGCUGACCUCGUUGGAGGAGAUGGUGGCUGAGUUCACCAAGAAUGGGGAAUUCCCCUCCCAGACCACUCAGAUCCUAUGGGAGUUCUUUACCAUGAAGCAUCCAGAGACCACGCCCGCUGAGAGCAGGGCAGCGCUUCAGCUGCUCGGAAUGGCCGCUCGUGCUGAUCCUGGCAUUAUUCACAGCAAUGUUGAGGUGCUGGUGUCCGAGGGUUUGGGAGAACGAGGGACGAAAGACUUUAUCCUUGCCAAGGAUACGUGCCUUGCUCUACUCAAACUGGUUGGCAGUGAAAAGCCCAAAGUUUUGAGCGGUAAGGAGCAGUACAGGUUGGCCAGCACGCAUGAGAUCUUCAGUAGACUUGGGGAUAUCCUUGUUCAGGGUAUGACCGAUCUAGAGAACAAGUACUGGGUGCCUCUAGCAGAGACCGCUGUGAAGACCAUCUACCGUCUCGCUGAACACCCUGACACUCUCUGCGGUGACUUACUCAAACGCCUCGCCGCUGUGCUACUGGCUAGCAGGGAACAGUCUCCAGAAGUGGCCUCAGAAGAGGCAACAGAGGGUGAAGAGAAAAGUCCAACGACUGGUUGUCCAUCAGGUUUAUUAUCUCGUCUGAUGGCCAUCUCUGGUCAGAUCGCCCUUCAACAAUUGAUCCACCUCGAUGUGAUGGUGCAGUGUGAGCUCAAACGAAGACACAAUGUUCAAGAGAAGAAGAAGGAAGAUAAGAAGGAGAAAGCAAAGAGUGAAGGUGAUAAUGCAAACAUAGAAGAUGAGAUGGGUUUAGCCGGAGCUACAGCCGAAGAUGCGGAAGGAGAGUUCAUCAGGCGCAUCUGUGAUACUGGUAUUGUGACAGGACCCAAUCUUCUUGGAGCCAUAAAGCCUCUGGUGGUCCUGAUCUGCAGUAAUCCGGUCAAGUACUCCAGCCCAGAGCUUAGGGCUACCGCCAGCUUGGCCUUGGCUAAGUUCAUGCUGGUCAGUGCAGAGUUCUGUGAAGCACAGCUACAACUUCUCUUCACGGUCCUUGAGAAGUCCCCAGAAGCAAUCAUCCGAGCUAAUACAAUCAUAGCCAUCGGAGAUCUCACUUUCCGUUUCCCGAAUCUCAUCGAGCCAUGGACUGCCAACAUGUAUGCCAGGCUUCGUGACCCGUCAGCCCACGUCCGUAAGAACACCCUCAUGGUACUGACCCAUCUGAUCCUCAACGACAUGGUCAAGGUCAAAGGUCAAAUCAGCGAGAUGGCCUCCUGCAUCAUCGACAGCGAGGAUCGCAUCGCUAGUCUGGCCAAGCUCUUCUUCUUUGAGCUCUCGAAGAAGGGUAACGCUGUUUACAACAUCCUACCAGAUGUGAUCAGUAGACUCUCAGAUCCAGAACUAGCUUUACCAGAGGAGGAUUUCAAGACAAUCCUUCGAUAUCUUCUGUCCUUCAUCCAGAAAGACAAACAGGCGGAGUCCUUGGUAGAGAAACUGUGUCAUCGUUUCAGGGCUACCAGAUCUGAAACCCAAGUCCGUGAGCUAGCCUUCUGUCUGUCACUGCUGAACUUCAACGACAAGGGAUUCCGCAAGCUCCAGGAGAACGUUGCCUGCUAUGCCGACAAGCUUGCUGAUGCGGAGGUCUACGGGUACUUCACUACCAUCAUCUCCAAGGCCAAGAAGGCGGUCAAACAAGAAACAAAGGUUCUAGUGGAGGAUUAUGAGCAGAAGAUGAAUGAAUUCCAUCUGAAAGGAGCCGAUGAGAAUGCUACGGCCGAGAAAGCGUCUAAAGCUUCAACAGCUGCUGCUGCACUCACUAAAAAGAAUGGCAAAACGCCAGCAGCCAAGAGACGAAGCAAGAAGGGACAGACCCCUGCCAGGACCCUCAAGGAGAAAGAUCUAAACCGCGCUAGCGACGAGGAGGAAGAAGACGAUGAUGACGACGAGGACGAUGUCGGUAACAGACGCAAGCCCGAUGUUCUCAAUACCUCGCUCCCUGAUCCUGGCUCCGCCCCUAGGGUGAGCAGGAAGGGGCGUAAGAAGGUACCCCCUCCUAUAGCCUUCUCUAGCGACGAGGACAGUGAUGAUGUUUUUGCUCCUCCUCGAAAGCCCAAGAUGAUUCUUGAUUCAGAGAGUGAAAGUGAUGAGGAGAACAUCAAUCCAUCCAAGUCAAGAUCAGUCAAGAGGUCAACCAAGCCUAAGGGAAAGACACCUGCGAGAUCUCGCAAACAACGGCCCUCUCAACAACUGGAAACUUAGAACAGAGAUGUGUAUAUUCACCAGUCAUCUUUUAAGUGUAUAUUAACCCAUCAUUUUUUUUCAUGUGUAUAUUUUCAAGUCUUUAUUUGAGAGAAGUGCCUGACAAUAUUUUAGAGAUAGUUGCAGAUAGUAGCAAGUUCUUUAUCCUUAAGAAUGACAUCGUACUUCCACUAUCAUAUUAAGAAUCCCGGUGGUGUCACUGACUGUAUAUAGUAUGUAGGAGACUGGGCCAUAUUUUAGCUUAAAGCCACAUAGUAGUCGGUGUCCAUGUACUAUUGCAUCAUAAUUCGCUGACACUAGAUUUGGUUGGAUUACCAAUUAAUGUGUCCCGUGUGUGCAAAAGGUCUCGGAAGCAGCGAAACCGUGGUCCCACCAGAAAAAUACUCCAGCUUGCUUAUAUCUGGGGUUCGAGGGAAACUUGAUAUAUAUGAUGAGAAGUCUAAAGGUGGUGAGCUAAAGCACAGUGCAUUACACAAGAUCUGUCUGUCGUAAAAGUCGAGUCCACUCUUGGGAAUUGGCAACACCUGUUAUUUGGUAAAGACCAGAAUGGUGUCAAAUUCCCCUUCAAAUCCCCCUACUAUGCCUAUUUAUGGGUGCAUUCAAGUUUAGGGAAAUGUUUUAUUGGGGGGGGGGGGGGGG